Pteronotus mesoamericanus is the source of this 1203-nucleotide messenger RNA. It is a transcript of the gene DOK2, whose product is annotated as docking protein 2. The coding region runs from base 1 to 1203 and encodes 400 amino acids. Gene Ontology annotation, cellular component: cytoplasm. NCBI's taxonomy places the organism in Eukaryota, Metazoa, Chordata, Mammalia, Chiroptera, Mormoopidae. The transcript has 5 exons. Gene Ontology annotation, biological process: positive regulation of MAPK cascade; cell surface receptor protein tyrosine kinase signaling pathway; Ras protein signal transduction. The record is from RefSeq and is a predicted model, not a curated record.
AUGGCCGACGCGGCGGUGAAGCAGGGCUUCCUGUACCUUCAGCAGCAGCAGACUUUUGGGAAGAAAUGGCGCAGGUUCAGGGCUACGCUGUAUGGGCAGUCGGGCUUUGCCCUGGCCCGGCUGGAGCUCCAGGAAGGCUCUGAGAAGUCGCGGCGGGGAGAGGUGAUCCGCCUCAGUGACUGUGUGCGGGUGACUGAGGACGGCGGGGAGGCCAGCAGCCCCAAGGACACCAGCACCUUCCUCCUGAAGACCAAGGAGCGCCUGUACCUGCUGGCGGCCCCCACCACCGAGCGAAGCGGCUGGGUGCAGGCCAUCUGCCUCCUAGCCUUCCCUGGCGAGAGGCGGAAGCUGUCGGGGCUGGGCAGCUGGCCCUGCAUGGAGGAGAAUGAAUUGUACAGCACCGCAACCACAGUGGCCCCCUGCAAGGAGUUUGCUGUGGUCGUGAGACAAACGGAAGCCAGUGAGAGGUGCCAGCUCUGGGGGGCCUACACCCUCCGGACUGGAAAGAAUGCCCUGGAGCUGUGGGGUGGUCCGGAGCCCCGCACCCAGCUGUACGAGUGGCCCUACAGGUUCCUGCGGCGCUUUGGGCGUGACAAGGUAACCUUCUCCUUCGAGGCAGGCCGGCGGUGCGCCUCUGGAGAGGGCAACUUUGAGUUCAAAACCCAGCAAGGUGAUGAGAUCUUCUUGGCCCUGGAAGAGGCCAUCUCGGCCCAGAAGAACGCAGCCCCUCCUGGGCCACAAACCCCGCUAACCACAGGGCCGGUGGUGCAGCCCCGGCCAGAGAGCCCCUACUCCCGGCCCCAUGACUCGCUGCCGCCCUCUUCGCCCACGGCCCCAGCACCCCCCUCCCGGCCGCGGGGGCCAGAGGGGGAAUAUGCAGUGCCCUUCGAUGCGGUGGCCCGUAAGCUGGGGAAGAGCUUGAGGGGCAUCCUGGUGGUCCCUCCCCAGCCCCCCGCUGACCCUCUGUAUGACAGUAUUGAGGAGCGCCCGCCUUUGAGACCCGACCACAUCUACGAUGAGCCUGAGGGGGUGGCAGCCCUGCCGCUGUAUGACAGCCCCCAUGAGCCCCAGGGCGAGGCCUGGAGGAGGCAGGCCAUGGCGGAUGGAGACCCCAGUGGCCUCCAGCACACUUACCCGGCGGGGAAGGACUGGCUACAGGGAGCCGAGUAUGACAAUGUCAUACUUAAGAAAGGCCCAAAGUGA